AUGCCGGGCUUGAUAUUCUUCGGCUUUCGGCUGGCGACCGAGUUCCUCUUCAAGAAACUGGAGAUAACCAACCAUCACAUGGAUCGAGAGGGCAUCGAUGCCGCGAUUCUGGAUGAGAUGAAGGUUAUUUUCAAGGAUGAGCUGCUCCUUGCCUUCACCACACAGGAGACGCAAGACUACAGCAGGAGCUUGGAGCAUGUCAAAUGGGCAGUGGCCGUGAGACUCUGGAACAAACUGGUUCCUGGUGCGCCCUCUGCUGCGCCCUGUAUCUACCAGGGCCAAGAGCCUUUGGAGAAAAUGUCGGCUUCCUAUGCUGGGCUGGGUCUCGACUGCUCCAUGAUAUUUCAGAUAGUUCAGCAGGACACGCUCGCCCAAGCUCUCGAUCUCAUCGAACCGGUCCAUUCUGGAGUCCAACUUCAUCAGCUUCCCGCGCGACAGGCCACACAGCCGCUUGAUCCCGUGAGCCCGAUCACGAUUCGUGAAUCCACUCCUCAGAUCUCGCCACCGGUGACCCCUGAGAGGCGCCAACCCCUCUCCGCUCGGCCAGUCGCAGCAGCAGUGCCCAGAACUCCGACUGCCGUCCGUCAACUGGCCAGCCCACCGUCCACAAUUCCCAGGCGCGCAAGACGCCGAGACGAACUUCGUCACAGGGGCAGACACCACGCCCGGCAUCGUGUGAUCAAAGCGGUUCACAGGCUUGAGCCAAAAAGCAGUUUGAGACUGCCGUUCAGCUGCAAGCUGGACCUCACCGGCCUCAAAGUCGACAGGUGCUUGCCUGAGGCUGGAUGUAAGUCCUGCCACACGAGCCUAUCCAAGUUUUCUCGCCAGAGUCGCAUCCAGGAGGUCUACAGCGCCCGACGAUAUGACGAUGAAGAGUCUGAGGACGAGUCCAGCACUUCUCUCCUGAAAGAAUGUCCAUGGAUCCAGUACUUUGGUGGCCAGAUCCCUUCAUAUCAAGGACACUCCGUCGGCGAGAUCCCCUGGCCUCUGAACGCUGCCGGACCUCGUCUUUACUGCAAAGAAGCGCUUUGGCAGGAGGUCAUCAAGACACUCGGCUUCGACUUCAUGGUGAAGCAAGACCCCAGCCACCCGCACACGGCUCCAACCUCCAUUUUGCUCGUCGAGACCAAAGAGGCCGGCUACACCCGAGCCGACAAGUGGUGCGCUAUGGCGUUCAUCCAACGCCUCGCUGCGGAGAUUAUCGAGCGCCCCGGCGCCGUCGCUCACUGGGAUGUUGCCGAGGACGUGCUGUAUGACAGACUGUUCAUGAGCUGGGAGACUAUCAAGGAGGAGGUGGUUGGAACCAUCCAGGCUUACAACGGUGAUCGUGCCGAAGGAUCCAUGGUGGAGUCUGAUUCUGACUGA
Messenger RNA from Thyridium curvatum, 1365 nucleotides. RefSeq lists its product as uncharacterized. NCBI's taxonomy places the organism in Eukaryota, Fungi, Ascomycota, Sordariomycetes, Thyridiales, Thyridiaceae. The coding region runs from base 1 to 1365 and encodes 454 amino acids. The transcript has 2 exons. The record is from RefSeq and is a predicted model, not a curated record.